Girardinichthys multiradiatus is the source of this 3455-nucleotide messenger RNA. It is a transcript of the gene fignl1, whose product is annotated as fidgetin-like 1. Gene Ontology annotation, molecular function: microtubule severing ATPase activity; ATP binding; ATP hydrolysis activity. Lineage: Eukaryota; Metazoa; Chordata; Actinopteri; Cyprinodontiformes; Goodeidae. The record is from RefSeq and is a predicted model, not a curated record. The coding region runs from base 172 to 2106 and encodes 644 amino acids. The transcript has 2 exons.
GAGACAGGAAGUGGUGUCGCGGAAGAAGAAGCAAGUGGCGGGAAUUAACAGGGACGCUAAUGGAGUUUUAAGGUGGAGCUUUUACCGCCAUAAAGGUCACUGUUUCUAUCGCACUUUUAACGUGGUCAGACAUAACAGGAAGGCAGUUCUAACUGCUGGAGCAGGCCAGGCAUGAGCGGCGCACACCUGGAGGAAUGGCAGAGGAGGUCCUUUGACAUUUCAUCUGGCAGCUGCACACCUGAACAGAAGGCCGGUGCCUACCGUGCCCACAUCCUCUCCAUUCAGUAUGCAUGGGCAAGCUCCCAGCUUUCUCAGGCCGGAACGGCUAGUCUGCUCAGGACCUACUCGGAGCGCUACGCCGCCGUGCUGGACUCGGAUGACCCCCAAGCAGGGCUCAACAACUAUGCAGAGAGCGCUCUCCAUCUGGCACGCAGUCAGAGGAACCUCAGUGACCAAUGGGAGUCCUCGCUCACUGCAGAGAGUGUGCUGCAGAUUCCUUUAGUGCAGAGGAUGAUUGAGACAAGCUCAGGAAGAGAAAGCUUCUCAGUGGCACCAGCAGAUGUUGACAUACCUGUGGGACAAGAGGGCAGAGGUGAUCUCCCUUCGGUUCCGUUUACCACAAGCAGGUCAGAGGCUGCGUGGUUCAAAGCUGCACCGUCUAGCUCAGAGACUAACAACACUACCAAUAAUCUAACUAAUAUAUCUGCAGAGAGACCAAGAGCUUCAGUCGGAAUCUCAAUUAAUCCAAACAUUUUCCCUCGACCGGCAGUCCGACCUCAGUCAGUGUUUAGUCAUCCCUCUUCAGCUCUUCCACAGGGGAAUCCUGGUCCUUCAGGAGGAGCACAGAACCAUCAGUCCUCCUCGUUUCCUUCCUCAAACCCGUCCAAACGAAAGAAUUUUUACAAUCCAGAUGGAAGCGAUGGCAUAAGGGGCCAAUAUGGAGGUCAAGGGGGAACUGAACCCCGAGCCGGAAGCAAUUUUAAAACUGCUCGGGAGCAGCUCAUGGUCGAUCAACAGAAAAAACAUUCCUACCAGCCCCAGAGAGGUCAGCCCCCUGGGAUGGCAGCAGCUAUGAAGAAGUCUCUGGGUGCUAACAGGCCUCGGGGGACUUUUUCCAAAUUUGUGUCACCUAUCCCUCGGCAGGGCGAGGAAGACGGCACUGCAAGUAGAAAUUCCAACCCUGAACUCCAAAUCCUGGACGAGCGUCUGAAGAAUUUUGAGCCGAAGAUAGUGGAGCUCAUCAUGAGUGAGAUCAUGGAUCACGGCCCUCCCGUCGCCUGGGAUGACAUCGCUGGCCUGGAGUUUGCUAAGACUACCAUAAAGGAGAUUGUGGUGUGGCCAAUGCUGCGUCCUGACAUCUUUACGGGUCUCCGUGGACCGCCCAAAGGCAUCUUGUUGUUUGGGCCCCCAGGAACAGGGAAAACGCUCAUAGGAAAAUGCAUUGCCUGCCAAUCAGGCGCCACCUUCUUCAGCAUCAGUGCUUCAUCGCUCACAUCCAAGUGGGUGGGCGAAGGAGAGAAAAUGGUCCGGGCCCUGUUUGCCAUCGCCCGCUGCCACCAGCCAGCUGUGAUUUUCAUUGAUGAAAUCGACUCCUUGCUGUCCCAGCGGACGGACGGGGAGCACGACUCGUCCCGCAGAAUAAAGACCGAGUUCUUGGUUCAGUUGGACGGCGCCGCCACGGCGGCUGACGAUCGCAUCCUGGCGGUCGGGGCCACCAACCGGCCCCAGGAGAUCGACGAAGCUGCACGACGGCGCCUCGCGAAGCGGUUGUACAUCCCCCUCCCUGAAGCGGCUGCCCGGCGGCAGAUCGUGACGAACCUCAUUUCUCGAGAGAAAAACCAGCUGAGGGAACAUGAGCUGGAGAGCGUGGUAACGGCCACGGAGGGUUUCUCCGGAGCCGACAUGACUCAGCUGUGCCGGGAAGCCGCCCUGGGGCCCAUCCGCAGCAUACAGCUCAAUGACAUCGCUACCAUCAGCGCAGAUCAGGUGAGACCGAUUCUGUACGGCGACUUCCAGGAGGCUUUAAAGACCGUACGGCCCAGCGUGUCCGCUAAAGACCUGGAGCUGUAUGAGGAGUGGAACAAGACCUUCGGAUGUGGACGAUGAACCUGGUUCCUCGACUGCCUCUGCCAUACGUUCUUUAGCAAAGACCAAACCAAAAGCUUUGAGCUCUGGUAGGCAUGAGCUUGAGUAAGAAUACCUCAGAUUCAUGUUAAUAACACAUAAAAUAACCUGUAACAUGUGAACUAAGACCCCGUUUAUUUUAUUUAAAAGAGAAAAAUAUUUAAAAAUAUUCCUUUUGCUAAUAAAAUAUUAGAUAUCGCUUCUUAGUAAUAAGGGUGUUUCCAACAUUCAUUUGUUCUAAUUUUGAUACACAGCAAAAAUAUAGAAUGAAAACCUGUUAAAUUUAGUGGUUAUUAAGAGCUUUUUGCACAGAACAUUAUUCCUCUCUCCCUUUCUGCUUCUCCCAGACUAAUGAUCAGAACAGGCUGCCUGCUGCUGUAGCCUGCCAUCAGCCUGCCUUGCCAGCAUGCUGCUUAUAGCCAAGUUUUAAAACAGCAUGAUUUUACUGAGAGGGAUGCACAACACUUCUUUAGUUAAAGCUGUCCAUGUUUUCUGCAGCUGGAAAUAUUUCCAAAGAGCUGAAUUUGUGUUUGUUGUAAGCAGUGGGUAAUGUAGUUGCCUUCUUUCUGUGUGCAGCAACAGGUGGGGGAGGGUUUGUGCUUCCUUUAUGUUCUAAACAGCCGGAGGAAAUUUCAGUGACACUGUGUGCUGUAAUAAAAACACUCUGGUAAACCUUGAAUCCGGUGACCGGCCCACGCCAAGGUGCUGGUUAUUUCGUACCCGACUGCCUCAGGUAUGACAUGGCUGCAACCUGGUUGACCAACAACAAAGUCGAGUUAAUUUCCAUAAUCCACUCAUGGUCUGCUGGAAGGAAGUACAGUUUUAUGACCCCAGUAAAUAAAAGAGACCAGCUGGACGUCGCUGGAUUAGUCAUACGUGACUCGGAGUCUAACACACUCACCAAAGGAUUUAUUAAAGCAGCUUCUAGAAAUUGCUUCUCAAAUAGGGGAAUUCGGGUUGAUUCUAGCUUGCUACUCUGAUGUUUACGUUCCUGUUCUGUAUUGUGGUGCAUCCUCAGGUUUUAGGAUCCUUCAGCUCUUUAUGUUUCAUUCAGAAUUUAAAGAAGAAAAUCAGCAGCUGUUACUGAGACUCAUUUCUGAAACCUUGACUUGAGCAUUGGCCCUGAAUCAUGUUUGUUUCUUCUAACGUUGUGAUCUGGUGUUUUAUUCAGCAUCUUGCUUCGUUCACCAAGCAUGUGCCACCUUAGUAUGUUUCAGGCGAUUUGCAUCAUUCUGUAUGCUCAAAGUAUUAUUGUAUGAAAACAGAAAGAGGACUUUCAGAUCUGUGUAAAGAUUGUGACCCAGAAUUGAAAAAUAAACGUUUGUCUUUGG